Molecule: messenger RNA, 1756 nt
Organism: Sarcophilus harrisii (Tasmanian devil)
Lineage: Eukaryota; Metazoa; Chordata; Mammalia; Dasyuromorphia; Dasyuridae
Product: hemoglobin subunit gamma-1-like
Exons: 2
Coding region: 169-585 (138 amino acids)
Molecular function (GO): oxygen binding; heme binding
Source: RefSeq, a predicted model, not a curated record
AAUCGAAGUGCCCAGCUGGCUGUGUGGCUUAGCGACUGCCCUAAGACUAGAGACUAAGCCGUGAAAGUGUCACUGCCCCAGGACAGAGCCCCUUAUGGGGCUGUGGGUAUUAGCAGCUGACCACAGAUAGCCGGCUCUACUGGAAGUCUGCCUGGAAGCCUCUGCCCCAUGCAAAUCACCCUGGGAAAGCUCUAUUGCCCCAAGCCAAGCCCCACACUGUGCAUAUUAGAGGCUAACCUGGGCUGUGCCCUCCUGUUGUGCAGUUUCGCAACUGCCCAAAGGAAAAGCCCUGUACUGUGGGUUGGGGCUGCGGGCUUGUGCUGCGAUCUGUGCUCUCACUUCCAGUUUGGGGCUCUGCUUGGAGCCUUAGUUCUCUCCCUGCCUGAGCUGAUCUCCCCCCUCCCCCAGCUCCGAGGACAAACCUUUUCUGGUGAGACUCCAAAAUAUCUUCCGCUGCUCCUGGGAAACAUCCUUUUGAUCUGCCUGACUGAGCACUUUGGCAAGGAUUUCACCCCUGAGAUUCAGGCUGCCUGGCAGAAACUCGAAGCUGAUGUGGCUAAUGCCCUGGCCCACAAGUACCUCUAAGUCCCUAUGCAUCUGGGAGCUUUCAGCCUGCUGAGUCCACUGUGUUCCAUGCUGUCCAUCUUCUGCACCUGGAAUUUCUGCAUAACAGAGACAAUGGUAGACUUAGAAGGUAUCACAGAAGUCACAUAGUCCAUUUCAUUCCUAAUGUGUAAACUUCCUCUACUAAAUUUCUGUCCUAUGAUUACACAGCUUCCAUAUGGCAACCAUGUGUCAUAGAGAAUUCUUGUUUCUUCAUAGUAAAUUUUAUCAUUUUUGGAAACUGCUAAUUAGUAUUUUUUUCCCUUCUAUAUAUUGAUCCAAAUAUAGCUUCUUUGCACAUAAAUGAUCCUACUUAUACAAUCUGGGACCAAGCAGAACAAAUAUAAUCUCCUUUCUACAUGUCAAUGCUUCUUAUAGCUAAAGAAAAGUCUUUUCUAUUUUUGUCCAUUUCUUCAGAAUAAUAAUAUCUAUUCCCUUUAUUGAAACAAUUUUAAGUUCUUAUUGUUAUGACCUCAUCUUGACACAUUUAAGUUAAUAUCCUUCUUAAAUAUGGUACCCAGAAAUGGUCAGCCCAUUGCAAAUGUAGUUUGAACAAGGAAGAAUAUAAAAUGGCUAUCAGUUCUUCCUCUCUUGAUACUAUCUCUUUAUUUAUUUAAUCUCAAAUCACAUUUAAAUUGCAGUUUCAAGAAUGCUCUCUAGCAUUCUAGAUAUUUCUCUUACUCUAAAUAUCAUAGAAUUCAAGACUCUCCUAAGUAGAACGGAUCUCAGGAGCCAGCUAGUCCUGUCUUCAUUGGAACAAGAAUUCUUUCCAUAAAUAUAUAUAACAAAUGUUCUUCUAUCCUUUGAAUAGAAAUCACAAUGGUCAAAAAUGCCAUUUCUUCCUGAGGCAGCUUAUUCUCCUUUGGGAAAUCUUUAAUUGUUAGUAACUUUUUUGUUUGUAUAGAGAAUAAAUCUGCCUAUCUGUUUGUACUGGAUUAGCUAGUUUCCUAUUUUUUUCCUCACCAUGAUUCUGAUUUUACCUGGACCAGAUUUGACCCUGGGGGCCUGAUGUCAAGUAAGAUCAGUCCCUCAUUCCUUAUAUCCCUACAGGUCUGUUCUAAAAUAGUAAUUCUCAAACUUUUUCAUUUUAGGUUGCCUACUACUUUUAAAGAUUCCUGAGUAUGCCUAAAUAAAGCUUUUAAAAUAUGGAUUA